AUUAAUACUGUACUAAUUUAUUUCAGAAAACUAUGAUACUCCUCGAAUGAAUUGCGACAAAACAACAAUCCAGAGUCGAAUAUUUCCGUCUUCAUCUUGAAGCUGAGUCGCCUCAACACUCUGCACAAUGGCCUCGCUUCUCACCAGCGGGAUUUCGCCCUUUUCGUCGCAGCACGUUUCUGAAUUCCCAAAGGGCCCUCUAUUGCACUUAAUCCCCAAAUCCCCAAUUCUCCGAAACCCCAAUUCAGGAUCUUCCUUCAAGAUUAGGGCUGAUGUCGGAUAUGAGCCCAAGACCACCAUCGAUUCUCCAGGUAAGAAAUCCGUAGACUCAUCUUCCAACGAUGACCCACUUCAGAAAUUCUUGAAAAGAGAUUAUAAGUGGGGUUUCACGCAAGAAAUUGAUUCUUUCACAAUUCCUAAGGGGCUUUCCGGAGAAACUAUUAGGUUAAUUUCUUCAAGGAAAAAUGAGCCCGAUUGGAUGUUGGAGUUCAGGUUAAAGUCAUAUGAGAAAUUUGUUAGGAUGAAAGAGCCCUCGUGGUCUGAUAAUCAGUACCCCAAAAUGAAUUUCCAAGAUAUUUGUUACUACUCGGAGCCCAAAAAGAAGCCAACUUUAAAUAGUCUUGAUGAGGCUGAUCCUGAGCUGGUUAUGUAUUUUGAGAAGCUUGGGAUUCCGUUGAAUGAAAGGAAUAGAUUAGCUAAUGUUGCAGUGGAUGCCGUUCUAGAUAGCGUUUCCAUCGCGACUACUCAUAGGAAGACUCUAGAGAAGUCCGGUGUUAUCUUUUGCUCGAUUUCAGAGGCUAUUAAGGAGUAUCCCGACUUAAUUAGGCAGUAUCUAGGCAGGGUGGUGCCUGCUGAUGAUAAUUUCUAUGCUGCUUUGAACGCAGCCGUGUUUAGUGAUGGUUCCUUUGUCUAUAUACCCAAGAAUACCAAGUGUCCUAUGCAAAUCUCGACGUAUUUUAGGAUAAACGCCAUGGAGACAGGGCAGUUUGAGAGAACCUUGAUAGUUGCAGAGGAAGGAAGCUUCGUGGAGUACUUGGAGGGAUGCACCGCUCCCUCUUAUGACACGAAUCAGUUGCACGCAGCUGUGGUGGAGCUGUACUGCCAUGCUGGUGCCGAGAUCAAAUACUCCACGGUUCAGAACUGGUAUGCUGGUGACGAGAAUGGGAAAGGAGGGAUAUAUAAUUUUGUUACCAAGAGGGGACUCUGUGCUGGUCCUCGAUCAAAGAUUUCGUGGACUCAAGUGGAGACAGGUUCUGCUAUCACUUGGAAGUACCCUAGUGUUGUCUUGGAGGGUGAUGAUUCUGUUGGGGAAUUUUAUUCUGUGGCGUUGACGAAUAACCAUCAGCAGGCUGAUACGGGGACAAAGAUGAUACACAAGGGGAAGAAUACUAGGAGUAGGAUAAUUUCAAAAGGAAUCUCCGCUGGGCAUUCGAGAAAUUGCUACAGGGGCCUUGUCCAAGUUAUGUCCGGUGCAGAUAACGCUCGAAAUUCCUCACAGUGUGACUCGAUGCUCAUUGGUGACAAGGCUGCUGCCAACACUUAUCCCUACAUUCAGGCAAAAAACCCUAGUGCUCGAAUUGAGCAUGAAGCAACGACCUCCAAAAUUGGUGAAGACCAGUUAUUCUACUUUCAACAGAGAGGUAUUGACUAUGAGAAAGCUAUGGCUGCAAUGAUCUCUGGUUUCUGCCGGGAUGUGUUCAAUGAGCUGCCGGAUGAAUUUGGAGCGGAGGUAAACCAGCUAAUGAGCUUGAAACUCGAAGGAUCGGUUGGUUAAUGAAACAUUAACCAAAUAUGUAAAGGUACAAAACCACACAAGCUAAACCACCUAAUGUCCUUGCUGUGCUGUUGUAAUAUGUACAUCUUACUUUGUGAGUUUUGAUCCUUCAGAUUUGUAAUCCUCAGCUAUAUUUAGAAAUGGAAGCAAAUAUGUAAAGGUACAAAACCACACAAGCUGUAUUAAUGUUACAGUUGAAAGAUAUGUCAAAUAAAUUGAGGGCGUAUAUUUGAAUUCA
Salvia splendens (bonfire salvia) is the source of this 2012-nucleotide messenger RNA. RefSeq names its product UPF0051 protein ABCI8, chloroplastic. NCBI's taxonomy places the organism in Eukaryota, Viridiplantae, Streptophyta, Magnoliopsida, Lamiales, Lamiaceae. The transcript is spliced from 2 exons. Gene Ontology annotation, biological process: iron-sulfur cluster assembly. The coding region runs from base 128 to 1774 and encodes 548 amino acids. The record is from RefSeq and is a predicted model, not a curated record.